UUCCGCUCUAGAUUGACGAGGACGUAGUGACGUCUGAGUCCUCCCGGCGCUUCCCGGGCAUGGGCGGGUCACGUGGUCUAGUUUUCGCGCGAAAACCGGUGGCAGCUGGUGCGGUGGAGCUAGCGCAGACAUGGCGGAGUCUUCUGAGUCUCUCUCAGCAUCUAGCCCUGCCCGUCAGCGGCGCCGGAUCAGUGAUCCCCUCACCUCCAGCCCAGGCCGCAGCUCCAGACGUGCUGACGCCCUGACCUCCAGCCCUGGCAGAGACCUCCCCCCAUUUGAAGAUGAGUCUGAGGGGCUGCUGGGCACAGAGGGGCCCAUGGAGGAAGAAGAGGAUGGAGAGGAACUCAUUGGUGAUGGCAUGGAGAGAGACUACCGUCCCAUUCCGGAGCUCGAUGUCUACGAGGCCGAGGGAUUGGCCCUGGAUGAUGAAGAUGUGGAGGAGCUGACAGCCAGUCAGAGAGAGGCAGCUGAGCGGACCAUGAGGCAGCGGGACCGUGAGGCUGGCAGAGGCCUGGGACGCAUGCGCCGGGGGCUGCUCUAUGACAGCAGCGAGGAAGAUGAGGAGCGGCCUGCCCGUAAGCGCCGCCACGUAGAACGCGCCACAGAGGAUGGCGAGGAGGAUGAAGAGAUGAUCGAGAGUAUUGAGAAUCUGGAGGACCUCAAGGGCCACUCGGUGCGCGAGUGGGUGAGCAUGGCAGGGCCCAGGCUGGAGAUCCACCACCGCUUCAAGAACUUCCUGCGCACCCACGUGGACAGCCAUGGCCACAACGUCUUCAAGGAGCGCAUCAGUGAUAUGUGCAAAGAGAACCGUGAGAGUUUGGUGGUAAAUUAUGAAGACCUGGCAGCCCGGGAGCACGUGUUGGCAUACUUCCUGCCGGAAGCACCGGCUGAGUUGCUGCAGAUCUUUGACGAGGCUGCCCUGGAGGUCGUGUUGGCCAUGUACCCUAAAUAUGACCGUAUCACCAACCACAUCCAUGUGCGCAUCUCCCACCUGCCUCUGGUGGAGGAGCUGCGUUCACUGAGGCAGUUGCACCUGAACCAGCUGAUCCGUACCAGUGGCGUGGUGACCAGCUGCACCGGAGUCCUGCCCCAGCUCAGCAUGGUCAAGUACAACUGUAGCAAGUGCAACUUUGUACUGGGGCCUUUCUGCCAGUCUCAGAAUCAGGAGGUGAAGCCUGGCUCCUGCCCUGAGUGCCAGUCUGCUGGGCCCUUUGAGAUCAACAUGGAGGAGACCAUCUAUCAGAACUACCAACGUAUCCGCAUCCAGGAGAGUCCCGGCAAGGUGGCGGCUGGCCGACUGCCCCGUUCCAAGGAUGCCAUUCUCCUCGCUGAUCUGGUGGACAGCUGCAAGCCAGGGGACGAGAUAGAGCUGACCGGCAUUUACCAUAAUAACUAUGACGGCUCGCUUAACACCGCCAACGGCUUUCCAGUCUUUGCCACUAUUAUCUUGGCCAACCAUGUUGCCAAGAAGGACAACAAAGUAGCUGUGGGGGAGCUCACCGAUGAGGACGUGAAGAUGAUCACCGGUCUCUCCAAGGAUCAGCAAAUUGGAGAGAAGAUCUUUGCCAGCAUUGCACCCUCCAUCUAUGGGCAUGAAGACAUCAAGAGAGGCCUGGCUCUGGCCCUGUUUGGAGGGGAGCCCAAGAACCCAGGUGGAAAGCACAAGGUUCGAGGUGACAUUAAUGUGCUCUUGUGUGGGGACCCUGGCACAGCAAAGUCCCAAUUCCUCAAAUACAUCGAGAAAGUGUCUAGCCGUGCCAUCUUCACCACUGGCCAGGGUGCGUCAGCAGUGGGUCUCACCGCGUACGUUCAGCGGCAUCCCGUCAGCAGAGAGUGGACCUUAGAGGCGGGAGCCCUGGUUCUGGCUGACCGGGGGGUGUGUCUCAUUGACGAGUUUGACAAGAUGAAUGACCAGGACAGGACCAGCAUCCACGAGGCCAUGGAACAGCAAAGCAUCUCCAUCUCCAAGGCUGGCAUCGUUACCUCGCUGCAAGCCCGCUGCACUGUCAUAGCUGCUGCCAACCCCAUAGGAGGCCGCUACGACCCUUCACUGACCUUCUCAGAGAAUGUAGACCUCACAGAGCCCAUCAUUUCCCGCUUUGAUGUCCUGUGUGUGGUGAGGGACACUGUUGAUCCAGUUCAGGAUGAGAUGCUGGCCCGCUUUGUGGUUGGCAGCCACGUCAGACACCACCCCAGUAACAAGAAGGAUGAAGGGUUGACUAAUGGUGGCACCUUGGAGCCAGCCAUGCCCAACACAUAUGGCGUGGAGCCCCUGCCUCAGGAGGUGCUGAAGAAGUAUAUCAUCUAUGCCAAGGAGAGGGUCCGCCCGAAGCUCAACCAGAUGGACCAGGAUAAAGUGGCCAGGAUGUACAGUGACCUGAGGAAGGAGUCCAUGGCAACGGGCAGCAUUCCCAUCACGGUGCGCCACAUCGAGUCCAUGAUCCGCAUGGCCGAGGCCCAUGCCCGCAUGCACCUGCGGGACUACGUGAUGGAAGACGAUGUCAACAUGGCCAUCCGAGUGAUGAUGGAGAGCUUCAUUGACACCCAGAAGUUCAGCGUCAUGCGGAGUAUGCGCAAGACUUUUGCCCGGUAUCUCUCCUUCCGGCGAGAUAACAAUGAUCUGCUGCUCUUCAUACUGAAGCAGUUGGUGGCUGAGCAGGUGACAUAUCAACGCAACCGCUUUGGGGCCCAGCAGGACACCAUUGAAAUACCUGAGAAGGAUCUGAUGGACAAGGCCAGGCAGAUCAAUAUUCACAACCUCUCUGCCUUCUACGACAGCGACCUCUUCAAAUUCAACAAGUUCAGCCGUGACCUGAAACGCAAACUGAUCCUACAGCAGUUCUGAGACCAGCACAGGGGCCUCUAUGUCUGAAUGAGGCUCGGUCACCACGCUGAGCCUACGUCACUUCCCACUUCCACUGGGGCUUGGUGCCCUGUAGGGGUGGGAGGAUGGCUUAAUGCAGACCUUUACCUGUGAGCCCCUAGGCCAAGGCUGUAGCAUUAAAUGACUAUUUAUUCUUCUGCCCCCCUCUAGAGCACUCUUCUUGGCCAGACCCUCUGUCCAAGGCUCAUUAGAAGGCUGGGGUUGUGUUCAGGUGACAGACUUUAUCAAAACUAUUGCUGUUUUGGCAUGAGUUGUGUUUCUGGACUGUUUUGUUUUCCCCUUUAGACAAAGAGCAACUUAGAAGUAUUUGCAAACUUUUCCAGAACAUUCUCAAAGCCUGUGAUGGAGGAGCACAAGACCCUGUCUGCUGAGGGCCCAUGCUCCUCUCAUGGGUUUCUUCCCACCUAGCCAGUGCCUUCAUUUGCUUGUUGUACAGUUUCUUGUAGUUUAUUUUUUAAUAGAUUUGAAUAAAACCUAAAUAGCGCUA
Mus musculus (house mouse) is the source of this 3371-nucleotide messenger RNA. It is a transcript of the gene Mcm2, whose product is annotated as minichromosome maintenance complex component 2. The transcript has 16 exons. Gene Ontology annotation, biological process: DNA replication initiation; cochlea development; DNA replication. Gene Ontology annotation, cellular component: nucleus; nuclear chromosome; CMG complex. Gene Ontology annotation, molecular function: DNA helicase activity; ATP binding; histone binding. The record is from RefSeq and is marked validated. Lineage: Eukaryota; Metazoa; Chordata; Mammalia; Rodentia; Muridae. The coding region runs from base 131 to 2845 and encodes 904 amino acids.